CCACAAGGCUCCGCGGGGCCGCACGAGGCUAGUUGCUAAGCAGGGGGAACCUUUGGUCAACUGCCACCUGGGCCAAGGCAACAGGAAUUCCUGGAAUGGAGACCGCGAGAGUCAUCGCAGCCACGGGACGGGAUGGGUCUGGCCGACAGGCCUCAGGGAUCACACCUCGAUCUAAACAAACUUAAGCGAGGAGAGUAAUGGACCCUGCCGCCAGCCCCGACAGGCUAUGAGGGCCCACGGGGCGACGCGUUAGGUUCCUUGUGACUUUUCCUACCGUUCAGUCCUCAGAGUCGUUGCUACCCCGAGGACUCCGCCAUGCCUCACAUCGACAACGAUGUGAAACUGGACUUCAAGGAUGUCCUGUUGAGGCCCAAACGCAGCACCCUUAAGUCUCGAAGCGAGGUGGAUCUCACAAGAUCCUUUUCCUUUCGGAACUCAAAGCAGAUGUACACUGGAGUCCCCAUCAUCGCGGCCAAUAUGGAUACCGUGGGCACCUUUGAGAUGGCCAAGGUUCUCUGUAAGUUCUCCCUCUUCACUGCCGUCCAUAAGCACUACAGGCUCGAUCAGUGGCAAGAGUUUGCUAGCCAGAAUCCCGACUGUCUUGAGUAUCUGGCUGCCAGCUCAGGCACAGGCUCUUCGGACUUUGAGCAGCUGGAACAGAUCCUGGAAGCUAUUCCCCAGGUGAAAUAUAUCUGCCUGGAUGUGGCCAAUGGCUACUCUGAACACUUCGUUGAAUUUGUGAAGGACGUACGGAAGUGCUUCCCCCAACACACCAUCAUGGCGGGGAAUGUAGUAACAGGAGAGAUGGUGGAAGAACUAAUCCUCUCUGGGGCUGAUAUCAUCAAAGUAGGAAUUGGGCCAGGUUCUGUGUGUACUACCCGGAAGAAAACUGGAGUAGGCUAUCCCCAGCUCAGUGCAGUGAUGGAGUGUGCAGAUGCUGCUCACGGCCUCAAAGGCCACAUCAUCUCAGAUGGAGGCUGCAGCUGUCCUGGAGAUGUGGCCAAGGCUUUCGGAGCAGGGGCUGAUUUUGUGAUGCUGGGCGGCAUGCUGGCUGGGCACAGCGAGUCAGGGGGUGAGCUCAUCGAGAGGGAUGGCAAGAAGUACAAGCUCUUCUACGGCAUGAGCUCCGAAAUGGCCAUGAAGAAGUAUGCCGGGGGUGUGGCUGAAUACAGGGCCUCAGAGGGAAAGACAGUGGAAGUCCCCUUUAAAGGGGAUGUGGAACAUACCAUCCGAGACAUCUUAGGAGGGAUCCGCUCAACGUGUACCUACGUGGGAGCAGCCAAGCUGAAGGAGUUGAGCCGGAGAACUACCUUCAUCCGAGUCACCCAGCAGAUGAAUCCUAUCUUCAGUGAUGAACACUAGACCUGAGCACCUCUGGUCUGCCAGGGCACUGGCGCUCUACCAGGGGCCUCCCAGGUCAACUCCUUCCCGAUCCCAGCUGCUGUGGCUAUGUAUUAACCUGUCAUUUCCUAGCAUCUUGCUCCUGAGGGCUCCUGUGGUAACUAGACUUCUCUCUGCACACAUGAAAUACCCAGGGCACUCAACACUGGGGAGGAAGCAAGGAAGAAGACAGUCUGAGAAAAUGAAGUCAGAUAAUCAAAUGGGAAUCUGGGGACCCAGCAUCCUCAAGAUUACUAAAAAGAACUGACACUGACUGAUACAUGAAUGUUUUAUAUGGCCUUGGUCUGGCAGAGGCAGGCUUUCAGAAUCAUGUCAUGUUAAUGAGCUUCAUUAAAUGGGACCUUCGCAUAUCUAAAACACAGAAGUGUUUACAUAUUUGAAAUACCUCAAUAAAGAGACCCCAUCAACUGCA
Messenger RNA from Lepus europaeus (European hare), 1813 nucleotides. RefSeq names its product guanosine monophosphate reductase 2 (gene GMPR2). The transcript has 10 exons. The record is from RefSeq and is a predicted model, not a curated record. Gene Ontology annotation, biological process: nucleotide metabolic process. Gene Ontology annotation, cellular component: GMP reductase complex. Lineage: Eukaryota; Metazoa; Chordata; Mammalia; Lagomorpha; Leporidae. Bases 316 to 1362 code for a protein of 348 amino acids. Gene Ontology annotation, molecular function: GMP reductase activity.